This is a messenger RNA of Microplitis mediator, 624 nucleotides long. RefSeq names its product enkurin-like. The record is from RefSeq and is a predicted model, not a curated record. Bases 1 to 624 code for a protein of 207 amino acids. Lineage: Eukaryota; Metazoa; Arthropoda; Insecta; Hymenoptera; Braconidae. The transcript has 3 exons.
AUGGUUUAUGAUCUUGAUGAAAAUAUAAUGGAAUUAAUAGCAAAGCCACCGAUUGAAAUAGAAGAACCGCCAAUGUACGUAUCUAAAUUUCGUAAUUCUGUUAAAAGAGCAUCUAUUCAUGGCAAAAGUGCACAUAAAACUUUCGGUGUACCUCGAGUAUCAUUAAAUCCACCGCAAGAAUUUUUAAGAAAACAUUCGCGCAAUGAAAUACAACGUACUGAUAUUAAACAUAAACAUUAUCAUAUACCAGAUUAUCCGCACAAAUUACCGGAAUGGAAGUCACCAAAGAAACCGAUACUCUAUUAUGUUGAUGAUCGUCGUGGAAAUUCUUUUCCACGUAAACCUGCUAGUUUUUCUGCUUGUCAAAAUGUGGAAAAUGAAAAUCCUCAAUUUUAUUUAGAAAAAAAUCGUAUGAGUGAAAAUGCAAGAAAAAAAAUUUUUAAUAAAUUUAUAAACAAUACAAAAACUUCAGAUCAAUCAUCUGCAAAGAGUGAAAAGUCAUCAGAGUAUGACGGAUUAGAAAGUAAAGACAAUAAUAAAAAAUCCUUUAAAAAACAUAGUAAAGAACCGAAUUGCCGUUACGUUAGUGAUGAGGAACGUGCUCAGCUACUUUCGGUAAGCUAA